Molecule: messenger RNA, 495 nt
Organism: Cantharellus anzutake
Lineage: Eukaryota; Fungi; Basidiomycota; Agaricomycetes; Cantharellales; Hydnaceae
Product: ML domain-containing protein
Exons: 6
Coding region: 1-495 (164 amino acids)
Biological process (GO): sterol transport
Molecular function (GO): sterol binding
Source: RefSeq, a predicted model, not a curated record
AUGCGCAUAGGGUCUCUUGCUGCGCUCUUCAUCGUGUCGGCCGCCCAAAUUGCCCACGGGGCCUGGACAGAUGUGUUUAAGACAAGUAACGAUGGACCAGUGACAGUAAUGAACAGCUGGUCAUACAAGGAUUGUGGACUUCCCACAGACGUUGUUCAGCUUGAACCCCCGGUUCCUGGCGAGGAUCUGACAGUCACCGCUGAGGGGACCGUCACAAAGACCAUUGAAGAGGGCGCAUAUGCAAAUGUCGUUGUCAAGCUUGGCGUGAUCAAAUUGCUCCAAAAAACGUUCGAUGUUUGCGAGGAAGCGCGCCAUAACAACGCUACCAUCCAAUGUCCUGUUGAGGCAGAUCACUAUACAGUUGUACAGACCGUCGCUCUUCCUAAGGACAUUCCGAAAGCCAAAUUUUCCGUUGAAGUCCGCGGAUACACAAAGGAAGACGAAAAUAUGUUAUGCGUGAACAUUUAUCUGAACUUUAUGAAGCCUAUCUUUUAG